AGGAGCUGUGAGACCAGGAUGCAGGCAAGGCCCAAGAACUGGAGGCCAAGAUGAAGUGGACCAACUUGCUGUACAAGGCGGAGGGUGUGAAGAUCCGUGACAAUGAGCAACUGCUGAGGGAAGCCUUGAAGCGUAAGGAGAAGCGCAAGGCACAGCGGCAGCGCCGGUGGGAGAAGCGCUCAGAGCACGUGAUAGAGAAGAUGCAUCAGCGUCAGGACAAGCGGCGCCAGAACCUGCGCAAGAAGAAGGCCGCGAAGGCCGAGCGGCGGCUGCAGAAGGCCCGCAAGAAGGGCCGGAUACUGCCACAGGACCUGGAGCGCGCAGGCCUCUCCUGAGCAGCUUGCACCUGCCACAUUCCUGGCCAGACACCUAGGUGACAGACCGCGGGUCUCCUAUGUGAGACUGAUGCGUUCUUGCACCACACAGCCAUAGUGAGGGCUCCAUUCGUGUGCCAAGAGGAUGUUUUGCCAUCGUCCUUAAGUAGAACAGUGUCCUCCAGUCCCUGGGAGGGAUGAAGAGGAUCUGUGCCCAAGUCUUGUGAGGGUGUGUGUCUGUCUUUCUGUCUGUCUCUGUGUGUGUGUGUGUGUUCAUGUUUCUGAAAACUCCAGAAGCAAGGUAGUACAGUUGAGGUGAGCUGCCCACCUGACCUUCCUACCCACCUGUAUUUCCGGUAGCCAUGAGAACAAAAGGCCUUGACUACUGCUUCAGUGUUCACAAGUCUCUGGCAACAGAAGGGAGCCCACAGGAGUUCUCAGGGGAAUAUGAUCCUGUUAGGUCUGUCUCUGGGCCAGAGCUUCAAAACCCAGAGUCUUUCUGGGAUCUGCAGGGUGUGCCUUGGGUAACAUGGCCUCCUGUGAGCCAGUUGCUGUCAGAGGCUUGGGAAGUAGUGGUGUACUGGCUAGUUUAUGUCAGUUUAACAUAAGCUAGAGUUAUCUGAGAAGAGGGAGCCUCACUGAGGAGACAACCUCACUGGACUGGCCUGCGGGCAAGUCUGUGGUCCACUUCCUUUACUGGUAAAUGAUGUGGCAGGGCCCAGUUCAUUGUGGGUAGUGCCACCUCUGGGCUCGUGGUCCUGGGUUAGAUAAAGCUGGCCAUGGGGAACAAACCAGUAAGCGAUGUUCCUCUAUGGCUCUUCCUUUUUUAGUUCUGCCUCAAGGUUCUUGCCCUGACUUCUCUUGGUGAUGUACUGUUACCUGGAAAUUAACAUGAAAUAAACCUUUUCCUCCCCC
Molecule: messenger RNA, 1229 nt
Organism: Alexandromys fortis (reed vole)
Lineage: Eukaryota; Metazoa; Chordata; Mammalia; Rodentia; Cricetidae
Product: surfeit locus protein 6-like
Exons: 1
Coding region: 51-335 (94 amino acids)
Biological process (GO): ribosomal large subunit biogenesis; ribosomal small subunit biogenesis
Cellular component (GO): nucleolus
Molecular function (GO): RNA binding; DNA binding
Source: RefSeq, a predicted model, not a curated record